This is a messenger RNA of Penicillium pulvis, 441 nucleotides long. RefSeq lists its product as uncharacterized. Bases 1 to 441 code for a protein of 146 amino acids. The record is from RefSeq and is a predicted model, not a curated record. The transcript has a single exon. NCBI's taxonomy places the organism in Eukaryota, Fungi, Ascomycota, Eurotiomycetes, Eurotiales, Aspergillaceae.
AUGAGUGAUGAGAACCUGAAGGCUUUAGAGCUGGCCUACCGCAGAUGCGACAUUGAGGAUAUUGUUAGUGCAUCAAUUUGCGCAAUGAGAAGAGCCAAGGAUGUUCGAUGGGGAAAUUAUAUCAUAAGCGCUCCGCCACCUUUCAACAACGACAUACACACUCUGGAAGCUUUGGAUCGGAACCCCGCGGAGGUGCUGAGGAAGGCAUUUCCUGAUGUUGAUGCGAUUUUCGAGAAGAAAGGGUGGAAACAUCUUACGAGAAUCGACCGAGUGUAUGAUUCAAGCAGGGCGGUGAAGGAACUAGGAUGGAAUCCAAAAUUUACAUUCGAAAAGACAGUGGGGAGAUUGGUACGCGGCGAGCAAUGGAAGAGUGACUUGACAGUGAGGGUCGGCAAGAAAGGUUAUCAUGCUGUGAGCACUGGGGUGUAUACAAAGCGAUGA